Molecule: messenger RNA, 891 nt
Organism: Nanorana parkeri
Lineage: Eukaryota; Metazoa; Chordata; Amphibia; Anura; Dicroglossidae
Product: killer cell lectin-like receptor subfamily B member 1
Exons: 7
Source: RefSeq, a predicted model, not a curated record
GUGGUCAGAUGUGGUCUCAGUCGGGGUCCAGAAUUAUUCCUGGGAUGGAAAGCCAGGGAAGAACUUCAUCUGCUGGAGGUGUCGGAGAAGCCAGAAUGGGGCUUGGACCUCAGAAAGAAGUCUGGUGUCUCACUCAGGGGAGAUCUCAAAAUGCCAACCAGCUUUGGUUCUCUGACACAGUGUCUCCACAUUUUCAAUUUAAUGUCCCUCUACACUGUGAAGCUGGAAGGAAGAUUUCCAUAUUACAGAUACUAUGACAGACCGUCCCGGCUGGUCAAGUGUAUAGUCCAGGAUGGAGUGUCACCGUUGCUGGAACUCUCCAUACACGUCUGGACUCCUCUUACUGAUCUGUAUCAUUCUGCUUUGUGUCUCAUUAUGGCUGGCAACGAGGGUAAUAUGACCCACAGACUGCAGGAGAUGGACAGGAAACUCAAAUGCGUGACUGAAAGGACUCAGGACAAUGUUCCCCUCCAGGCAGAAAUACAUAAUUGUCCCGAAAACUGGACCAUAAAGGAUAAAAUGUGUUACUACUUCUCAGAGCGAGAGGAAUCCAGAGACCAGAGUGACAAGUUCUGCAUGUCGUAUGAGGCCCGGCUGGCUACAGUCAGAUCUUCACAGACUGGACUACUGACCUUGGUGAAGAAUUUGGGGAAAGAUUUCUGGAUUGGACUGAAGAAGGAACAUCGGGAUACCUAUGAGGAGGCUCUCUGGUACUGGAGUGAUAAUAACACUGAACUCCAAGUCAAAAAAGACGCCGAGGGCAUGACCUGCGCCAAACUAGCUGAAGAAGUGACUGCAGAACCUUGUACUUCGAAACUCCGCUGGAUCUGUGAGAAGGAAGCUGAGACACAUUUCUACAAAACCAUCUCAGACUGUCUGCAGUUGGUGUGA